GUGGCAGCCUCCCGUCGGGACCGUUCAUGAGCCCUGGGAGCCAUGGGACCCUUGCAGGGGCGGGCGCGCGCGCGCCUGGGUCUGGGGGAGGGCCUCCUGCGGGAGGCGACCCGAGAGUUUCUAGACUGACUGGGGAUUAGCUGGGGAAAAAGAGUAAAAAGCCUUCCAGGCAUUGGGACUGUCACGUGCGUAAGAACAGUUUGUUCGGGAAACUGGUAGUGGUUCGUUCUGUCGAGUGUGGCAAGUGCUUGGGACAGUGGCCGUGCCCUGGACAUCGCCUGUCUUGAUGCUUUCCACUCUUCCAGCCCCUUAAGAGUGAAGGCAAUUUAGCGCCCAACUGUGGAAGGAGGACGUUGAUCCGGAAGAGCUGACGCACACUUUGAGUUUGGAGGGAAAAGUAGGUGUUAGUGCUGGGGGAAAGAGGGUUUUAAGUGCAGAGGCUGGCAAGUAUGAGAGGGUUAGAGGUGUUUGGAAAAGGAACGGGUGAAUAAAGAUUGAGGACACAUUGGGGGAAGAUGUGCUGAGGCAUUGAUACAAAAUUUACACAUAACAAUCCCUAUGCAUACAUAGCUUGUCAAGCCAUGCUGUGGCAGCGUCCCAUAUACAAAAUAGAGGAAGGUGGGCACAGAUGUUAUCUCAGGGCUAAUCUUCCUCAGCAGAAAGAAAAAAAAAAUCACUUGGAGACAAUUAUACCUGAGCAGUGGGUUGCAGAGGCGACCUGACUUGUUUAGUAGAUGUUAAGGACAAGAAGGAAGCAUUUGAGGGCCGAGUGCCUGCUGAAGCUGCUGUGAUUUUAGAAAACUUGACAAAAAGAUGGAAUCUGUGUGUGACUGGGAAAAUCGGCUGGUUUUGGUCACCUUAGAAAAUUAAGGAGGGUAUCCCCAGGGGCAGAGCAGCAAGGACGAAGGAGUGGCAGCAGGAAAAGGGAGGGGUCUUAUAGGACUCCAGAUUUUGGAGUCCAGGGACUCCAAAAGUAUAACUGGAACUGAGGGCAGGAACUCCUUGUGUGUGGAUUUCCUAAAGACAGGUUCCUUGGCUUUCACUUGUCCACUGGGCAGUCCUGGAUUAAUCGUUGAGUUAAACGUGAAGACCUCAUCAUGUUCACUGGUGGCAGAAGUAGCUGGGCACCUUUUGCUUCAGUUUUGCCUGGAUCCUUAUCAUGGGGGCAAAACCCUUCUGCCACUACAAUCUGUACAGUUAUUACAGGUAUUAGGGUUACCUUGCAAUCACACUACUGGGGACAAGCACAGGCCUGUAUGAAGGAGUUGGAUUCUGCACCUGAAGAUUGUUUCUUGUAUGAAUCUUCAUAGUCUCAAACUGGGAAUAAAAGAGUGCCUUUGGUGUCAUUGGCUUCCAAGCCAUCAGGAUGGCUGCUUUGUAGCAGGUGGCACAGUAGGGUGGUGUCUGGUGCCUGUGAUGAAGAAGCAAGAGCCCAAACUUGGAAACGAGAUGCAGAGGUGCCCUCCAAGCUGGCAGCAGCCGUUUAGGAGAAAAAUAGGGAAUCAGCUGUAGUCAAGGAGCUAAGUAAGCCGCUUGACUGCUUGGGCCAGGCAUGGAAGGGAGUAUGGCGUUGAGAAUCAGAGGAAGGAACCCUGAAGGGAAACAGACACGAGCAGCAUGGGGUACUGCCACUGUUGUUCACCUAGAGGUGCUCCUUUCAGAGCUCAGGCUGGGCGCUGUUUUCAGAAAGGAAGCAGUUUCUUUUACAGGCUCAACUGAGGAUUUCUGUCAAAUCUGUCGUUGGUCACUUCGUGUAACCCUGUUCAGCAUUAUCUCAGUGUGUUCAUUUAGCUCCUGUGCCUAAGAAUGCUGAGAUUAGAGCCAAGGCAGGUGGAGACUUUUGUAAAAAUGGUGCAGGAAAGGCUAGAGGGGCCAGAGAGGAGACUUGGUUAUGCAUCAAGGACCCAUCAAAGGCAUCUCAAACAGGGAAAGAUCUGACAAGAUAAAGCUGCCGGAGAAUGGACAGUGAGGUCCAGAGAGAUGGAAGGAUCUUGGAUUUGAUUGAUGAUGCUUGGCGAGAAGACAAGCUUCCUUAUGAGGAUGUCGCAAUACCACUGAACGAGCUUCCUGAACCUGAACAGGACAACGGAGGCACCACAGAAUCUAUUAAAGAACAAGAAAUGAAGUGGACAGACUUAGCCUUACAGUACCUCCAUGAGAAUGUUCCCCCCAUAGGAAACUGACCCUCGGCUCCUUUUUCAUGGACAGAUUUUUAAAAAAUACAUAGAUGCAGAAUGUUU
Messenger RNA from Diceros bicornis minor, 2240 nucleotides. RefSeq names its product anaphase promoting complex subunit 13 (gene ANAPC13). Lineage: Eukaryota; Metazoa; Chordata; Mammalia; Perissodactyla; Rhinocerotidae. Gene Ontology annotation, biological process: protein K11-linked ubiquitination. Gene Ontology annotation, cellular component: anaphase-promoting complex. The transcript is spliced from 3 exons. Bases 1959 to 2183 code for a protein of 74 amino acids. The record is from RefSeq and is a predicted model, not a curated record.